Gossypium raimondii (Peruvian cotton) is the source of this 1352-nucleotide messenger RNA. Its product is annotated as peroxisomal adenine nucleotide carrier 1. Lineage: Eukaryota; Viridiplantae; Streptophyta; Magnoliopsida; Malvales; Malvaceae. Bases 148 to 1119 code for a protein of 323 amino acids. The record is from RefSeq and is a predicted model, not a curated record. Gene Ontology annotation, cellular component: peroxisomal membrane. Gene Ontology annotation, biological process: ATP transport; fatty acid beta-oxidation; ADP transport. The transcript has 5 exons. Gene Ontology annotation, molecular function: ADP transmembrane transporter activity; ATP transmembrane transporter activity.
CUAUAUCAUUCUUGGUGGCUCGGGUUUACUGUUUCCUUUUCCAGUUUCUUCUUCCUAUAUAUACAUAAUGACCAGCUAAAAUGAUUUCAUAGAUUCAGUUUCCGAUUCCAAGUAAAACAGAGAACAGAGAUAAAGAAUAUUUUUAAUAUGGGUGUUGAUUUAGAGUCGAUAUCGGAGGCAACUUCAGGUGCCAUAGGAUCACUAUUAAGCACAACGAUUUUCUACCCUCUUGAUACCUGCAAAACCAAGUAUCAAGCCGAGGUUCAAGCCCAUGGUCAACGAAAAUACAGGAAUCUCUCUGAUGUAUUAUGGGAAGCGGUAUCUACCGGCCAAGUUCUUUCCUUAUACCAGGGCCUAGGCACAAAAAACCUGCAGUCAUUCAUUGCACAAUUUGUCUACUUCUAUGGAUAUAGCUACUUCAAAAGACUGUACCUACAAAACAGUGGUUCCAAGUCUAUUGGAACGAAAGUAAACUUGAUUCUUGCCGCUGGAGCAGGGGCUUGCACUGCUAUUGUCACUCAGCCCCUGGAUACAGCCUCCUCAAGGAUGCAGACAAGUGCCUUUGGAAAAUCGAAAGGACUCUGGAAAACCCUCACAGAAGGCACUUUGAGUGAUGCAUUUGAUGGCCUUGGCAUCUCGCUUUUGCUGACCUCCAACCCUGCAAUUCAGUAUACAGUUUUUGAUCAACUGAAACAACGACUACUCAAGCAAAAAUUGAAGAAAGCGGACCAUGAUUCAUCCCCAGUAGUUCUAUCUGCCUUCACGGCUUUCUUGUUAGGUGCAAUAUCAAAGAGUAUCGCAACCUUUUUAACUUAUCCAGCAAUCAGGUGUAAGGUAAUGAUUCAAGCUGCAGAUCCAGAAGAUGAUGACGACGACGAUAAAACUAAGAGAGCUCAAUCGAAAUCCCGCAAAACAGUGCCAGGAGUUGUCAGUGCUAUCUGGAGAAGAGAAGGGAUUCUCGGGUUUUUCAAGGGAUUAGAUGCACAGAUCACGAAGACCGUGUUAAGCUCAGCUUUGCUUCUGAUGAUCAAAGAGAAAAUCACAGCCACCACUUGGGUUCUUAUACUUGCUAUCCGGAGGUCUCUAUUGCUCAGAAAUGGGAGAUUAAAAAACGUGUGAAAAGAAUAAUAUCAGCUGUUAUUUGGAGAUAAAUGAAUAAUGCAUCAUUUGAACACAAAUCAUUUGUAUUUCAUAGAGUGAGGUUCUGAAUUCUUUGAAGCUUUAUCUUCCAAAUAAUAAGUUGGUAUCUGAUGCAGGAAUGCAAUGCAAAGAUACCCACUGUAGUUAUAUAUUUGUAUAAUAUACUCUGCCUUUUCUGUUACAAUGAUAUUUUAGCCUUAUUUUUCGAUAAA